Messenger RNA from Corythoichthys intestinalis (scribbled pipefish), 2091 nucleotides. RefSeq names its product sialic acid-binding Ig-like lectin 14. The transcript has 9 exons. Lineage: Eukaryota; Metazoa; Chordata; Actinopteri; Syngnathiformes; Syngnathidae. Bases 71 to 1405 code for a protein of 444 amino acids. The record is from RefSeq and is a predicted model, not a curated record.
GUGUUGUUCUCUCACCACAGUCUGAAGACAUCAGAAGCUUUAUUUGCAAGUCACAUCUGAAGAAUGCACAAUGAAUACUUUAACUUAUCCUGUCCGGUUUUUCUUUAUAUUCUUUCAAGUCCAUGUUGAAGCAUCAUCCUGGACCGUUGCGGUGCCGUCUUCAGUGAAUGGACUCAUUGGAUCUUGCAUAGUGAUUCCCUGCUCAUUUGACUAUCCUGAUCCACAGAAGGACAUCCAUGAAUUCACCGGGACUUGGUGGGAUGCCGAAAAUUACUGCACAUAUCACCCCGUUGGCUCAAUGAUAAGUCAACAGUAUCAAAAACGGACUGAGCUGGUAGGAGACAUCAAGAAGAAGGACUGCUCACUAAAGAUUGAUCCUCUUCAACAAACCGACCAAGGGCCUUUUCAUUUCAGAAUUGAAAUGAAAAACUUUGAUCAGUUCUCCUACAUAGACGAAACUGUCUCCAUAAAAAUCAUACGUACAAGUCCUGUCAGUUUGGCUGUGAUGGCAGACACACAACCUCCACUUCUAAUUGCUUCCUGUACUGCCACCUACUCAUGCCCAACCUUUCCCCCUACCUUCCUCUGGAGUCACUUCGGACAAGUACAAUAUCAGGAACGACCAUUGGACCAAAGCCAAAGGAAAGCUACAUCAACAUUGACUUUACAUCCUGCCAACGCAAACAACAACACACAUUUGCAAUGCUCCGUCACAUUCAGAGGAGGGCAGCAACAGAAGGCAACCAAAAUAAUAAAUGUGAAUUAUGCCCCGGAGAAUGUAAGCGUUGACUACGACGCAAACGUAAAAGAUGGAGCUUCUGUGAGUCUGAAGUGCAGCUGCAACGCCAACCCUCCUGCCAGCUCUUACGAGUGGCAUAACGACUAUGGUGUUCGGCUGUACGAGGGCAGCAUCUUCAUCCUGACAAAUGUCUCCAGACAAACAGGGCCAUUGCACUGCACUGCCAUUAAUGCUGUAGGUAAAGGAACAUCACCACCUGUGCAGCUUAAUGUGAAAUUCCUUCCGAGGCCCGACACCAAGCGACCUUUGCCUUCAUCUGGGUUCAUCGAUUGCGUGGCUAACACCACUAUGUGCAGCACCAAUGCCACCAUCACUUUGCCUGUUCACAACAUAAUGCUGUACCUUUACAGUAUUAUUAUUCCAGCUGGAGCUGUCAUCGUGCUGGCUAGUUUUUUAAUUUUGAUUAUAAGAAAGUUGCGUAGAUCAAGAAGGGAGUUUUCUUCAGCGCCACAUCAACCUGUGGAGUGUCUUCAAACUGUCAAAGCAACAAGGAAAAACAUCAAGGAUCGUCCAGCUCAUAGCAGCAUGUACACUGAUCAUAUAUAUGGAAACAUCAGUGAGGCAGAGUGGACUUUCGAGUGUGGUCCAAUCUACGGCAAUGUGUAAAAUAGACCUGAAGGAUAGAACAGGCAGCCCUUCAAUUCAAUUCAAUUCAAUUUGUAUAGCCCUCAAUCACAACAGAGGUCUCAAAGGGCUUUACAGAGGCAAUAUGAUACACGAUUAGAAAUGAAGCAACAAAGAUGAAUAGAUACAGUUCAAGUCCUGGGUAUCCCCUAUCCUUAAGGCCCUCCAUGCCGGCAAGGAAAAACUCCAAAAACUCGAGAGUCAAUUGGGAGAAAAAUGAGAAACCUUGGGGAGUACCACAGUCAGGAGAGAUCCACUCCCAGGACGGAUAGACAGGAACCCCAGAACGGCUAAUGGGAAUUAGCAAGCGAAAUUGUAGUCCGUAAAAAUACAGUGGAGUAAAGGAGCAAGAAGAGGUCCCUCUGGUCAGAUGAGACGGGGGUAGCAGCGAGGACGUCAAUCCAGCCAGGGGUCCGGACAGUCAGGAGGCUGCAGCUGAAAAAUAGCCCCUCCCCAGAGGGGAGAGGGGAAAGGGGACACCGGGUGACUAGUGAUGAAGAGACUAGACAACUAGAUAUUAACAUUGGAAAAUAGAAAUAAAGUAAGCCCUUGUCACUGCAGCUUCUCCAAUUGAACUGUUGGGUAUAUUUGUAAAAAUGCAGAUGUAUUGUAUAUCAUUUCACACAAAACUCUUGAAACCACUCUAUGUAUUUAAUUAAACUUAAUUC